UUAAAAAAGAGGUCCGAAAAUACCCGACGAUUUCAAUUGGAUUGAUGAGAGGGAGCUGGGAACGGUGAAAUACUAAGAAACCAUUUUAUUUUUUAUACAAGAUGUUGAAUAAGGUUGGAUUAUCUUGAGGCUGGGGUUGAAUAUGGACUUUGGGCACUGGUUUAACCCCGGGGUGCGUGUCCUGGGAGCGGGGCUGAAGGCGGCGUUCGACAACGAGACGAUCGAGGAGGUGCUCGCCGGGAAGCCUUCCCGCACCACGCUGGUCCUGGAGGUCAUCAUAGUCCUCAUGACUCUGGGAGCGGUGACCGGUAACAUCCUCGUCAUCGUGAUCGUGGCAGCGACCAAAACGUUCCACUCGGUGGCCUCGGUGCUCAUCAUCAACCUGGCCAUCAGCGACCUCAUGGUCGGCAUCGGGGUCAUGCCUUUCGUGGCGGUGUCCAUCAUCAACAGCAGCUGGGUCGCCUCGAAUGAGCUGUGCCUCUACGUGGGCUACACCUCGUCCGUCUACUGCACCGCGUCGGUGCUCACCCUGGCCGCCAUCGCCCUGGACCGCUACUACUCCAUCGUGGACUGCCUGCGCUACACGGCCCGCUGCACGCUGUGCCGCAUCGGCGCGGUGGUGCUGUGGAUCUGGCUGCAGGCGCUGGCCACCAGCUCGCCGCCGCUGCUGGGCUGGAGCGCCGUGCGCUACGUCAAGCCCGUGUACAGCUGCGCCGUGGACUGGGCCAACAGCCCCAGCUACACGGCCGUCAUGGUGGCCCUGUCCUUCCUGCUGCCGGCCGCCGUCAUCCUCUUCUGCUACGUCAACAUCGUGCGGGUGGCGCGCUCCCACGCCCGCCGCAUCCACACGCUGGAGGACCACCUGCAGCGCGGUCGCGCCGCCGCCGCCGCCGCCGCCGCCGCCGCCGCCCACCACCACCACCACACCCACUCCAGCCUGGUGUACCACCUGAGCGGGCGUUUCGUGACGGAGGUUCGACGCGGGGACACCGCGGCGACCUGGGAACCGGGAGCCUCUCCCGUGGGUUCUCCGUCUCCUCCUCCUCCUCCUCCUCCUCCUCCUCCCCCUCCCAGACGCCUGUUCUCCUGCCUGGCCCAGACCCCCGUCCCCCGGCAGCCCCCCCUCCCCCAGCCGACCCCCCUCCCCCAGCAGAACCAGCACCAGCACGGACUGGUCCGCCUCUUCCUGGUGAUCUCCGCCUUCUUCCUGUGCUGGACCCCUUAUAUGGGCGUGGCGCUGAUCCAGGCGGCCGAGAGCGCCCUAUUGGGCGAGAAAAACCUGGUCCCGUCCAGCGCCGUCACCUUCUCCUAUUGGCUGGUGCUGCUCAACUCGGACAUCAACCCGCUGCUCUACGCUCUGCUCAGCAAGCGUUUCCAGGGCGCCAUGCAGAACCUCAAGCAGAAGAUACGCGCCCGGCUGGGGGGCGCGGCGGUCGGGAGGGCGGGGGAGGCCCGGGCGGAGGGCGAGGACAGGUGCUUAGGUCCGUGCAGCACCACGACCACCAACAUACGCACGCUCUGCUCCUCCUCGGGUGAAAGCCCGUCUUCGAGACGAGACGAGGCGUCCAGAUACUGCUCCUCCGUCUUCACGGUCAACGCAGACUUCAAACAUCAGCGCCAGCCGAAGCAGCAGUGCGAGGUGUUUCUCCCGGGCAGCCCCUCGACCUCAAGCUCUUCCCCGUGGCAGCAGGAGUCGGGCAGCGGGGAGAAUAGGGUGGAGUGUCUGCACGUCCCGACUCGAACACAAGAGGGCAGCAAACUGCCGUUCUCCGCCGUAACCACGGAGACGCGGGCCACUUACUUCUAUGGGCAGAUCACGGUGACGGUGGAGCAUGAUGUCUGCUAGUAGAGACUGAGCAGCCCUCAUUUGAACCACACAAAUAGCACUUAUCUGGACUUAACUAUCUCUAAACUAAACUGAACAUUGCCAACUUGAAUGCCUUAAUGUAAAUAACUCAAACAGUAACUUUUCAAAUCUUUUGAAAUUGUAAAGCCUACCUAAAAGGAUGGUUUUGUCCUAGUAGCCAAUACAUUUCAAAAUGUAUAGCCUACCUAUAGGCUCCUUUUACUUAUUUUUAUCCCUG
Molecule: messenger RNA, 2084 nt
Organism: Gadus morhua (Atlantic cod)
Lineage: Eukaryota; Metazoa; Chordata; Actinopteri; Gadiformes; Gadidae
Product: 5-hydroxytryptamine receptor 1D
Exons: 4
Coding region: 143-1846 (567 amino acids)
Biological process (GO): G protein-coupled receptor signaling pathway
Cellular component (GO): membrane
Molecular function (GO): G protein-coupled receptor activity
Source: RefSeq, a predicted model, not a curated record